Hirsutella rhossiliensis is the source of this 1584-nucleotide messenger RNA. RefSeq lists its product as uncharacterized. The coding region runs from base 1 to 1584 and encodes 527 amino acids. The transcript is spliced from 2 exons. The record is from RefSeq and is a predicted model, not a curated record. Lineage: Eukaryota; Fungi; Ascomycota; Sordariomycetes; Hypocreales; Ophiocordycipitaceae.
AUGUUUGGAUCAUUUCCCGCGCUGGCGAACUCGCCCGCCCACGCAAAGGUAGAUCCUAAGGAUGUCCCUCCCCCGACGCCAAUAAACCUCCCGCGUUACCAGCCUUACGCUCGUGAGAAUGAGACAAUCGAUCCUUCCCAGGCCUUGCCCACUCUUCUGGAACAAAGUGGUCGUUCCGCCGGUGUCCUGGGACCCCUUGGUUUCUCGGCAAUUGGACUCGACCUCAGGCCAGAUGCAACUUUCCGAGACCUUAUACCCGACCCGGCUUACAUUCCUGAUUUCUCGCAAUGGAACACGUUGACGACGGAUGAUGCCCGCGACAGGAACCAAGCCACCCGUCGGCCGCUGAGGACCGGUAACCUAUCCCCGGGAUGCCAGGUCUACCUGGAACGCAGACGGGAGCUUUCCAACAACAAUGAGGAUGCUUUUCGUACCGUGCGAAGGAUCCCUCCACCCAAGGGGAAACAGCAGGCUCGACUAGGAAACGCCUACGAAUUUUUCCGAUGCCUUGAGCUUCUCACGACGUACUGGGACGAUCCCACCCACCCAGCAGAGCUCCCGCCCUCGCCGGAAAUGUCGGCCACCGAGGUGGCCACCACGGAGGGCUCCGAGGGAUCCCAGCUUGCAGAUGCAGGUGAAGCCCAAGUCUCCAACAUUUUUCGCAUCUCCUCUGGUCAGUCCAUGCCUCCCGAGUUCCGCCAGACCCUCGUGGCAGCCUUCGUCAAGCUGGUCGCCUAUGACUUUGGCUGCAACGUGUCCAUGUCUCGCGUAGAGCCGCGUCUCCACCUGGGGUCUCUUGCCGGCCCUCGUCAGCGCAAGACUUACAUCCCGUCCCACUGUCACUUUGUCUUCCAGAGCCCAAUGUCCCGCGAGGCUGCCAGGGCCGGCACGGUGUACGGUCCGGUGGCGGCCGUGAGCGCGAGGCCGACGGUCGACUUCACCACUCCCGACGUAGAAAGCGCGCAGUCGCUGGACCUCGCGCGCGAAGUGACGGCGGCGCUCAUCACAGCACAACAUCGAGCUCGGGAGGGCAGGGCGGAGACGCGGUUCGGAGAGGGCCAGUGGUGGUCGUCCAAGCCCCGAUGGGGCGGGGGUUCGGGCGGCCCAAUUGGCCGCGAGAUCGACAAGUUUGCGGUUCCCGGAGACAAGGAUGUCCGGCCGAGCACAGAAGACGGCGACGGCGUGCCGGCGACCAAGAAGCCCCGCAAGAACAUGUCCAUCUACGACAACUAUCGCAUGGUCCGACCGCCCGCGUCGGCCUGGGACCGCAAGGCCAAGUAUGAGGCGAUUGGAAUGGUCAAGGGUGAGGGCCACGACGACAUUUUCGUGGUGAGCUCGCUUUUCCACCACAUUUCUGUACUGCGAGUCCGUGUGCCUCUUCGGCUGCUCGAGGUUCUGGAAGGCUCCCCAGAGCAGAAUCCUGCGAGGCGCAGCUGGGGCAUGGUGGGGGCGUGGAGGAGCCCCUGGUACGAUCUCUUUGACACGGAUCAAAGAAUCGCGGCGAUGCAGCUGCUGUGGUCAGUCAUGGCAUACCAGAUGAGGCAGGAGAGCGCAAACGACGACGUGGUCAUGGCUGAUGCGUGA